This is a messenger RNA of Malaya genurostris, 2153 nucleotides long. RefSeq names its product phenoloxidase 8-like. Gene Ontology annotation, molecular function: oxidoreductase activity. Lineage: Eukaryota; Metazoa; Arthropoda; Insecta; Diptera; Culicidae. The record is from RefSeq and is a predicted model, not a curated record. The transcript has 6 exons. Bases 18 to 2084 code for a protein of 688 amino acids.
UUGUUGCAACAAGCAGAAUGACUACCAGCACGGACGUCCUGGCUUUGCUACAGAGGCCCCUGGAACCUACGUUCUAUCCGAAAGAUGACGGCAAAACCGUGGUGGAACUGCCGGAACGAUAUCUCUCCGACCGGUACCGCCCACUUGGUAUUGAUUUGCAAACCCGUUUCGGUGAUAACGUGGACGUGAAAAUCCCGGUACGGGACGUGGGAAUUCCGGAUAUUGCGUUUGCGGAAGUGAUAGAUCGCCGGGGAGCAUUUUCGGUGUUCAUUCCGAAGCAUCGGCAGAUUGCGGCGCAGUUGAUCGAACUUUUUAUGAAACAGCCGAACAUUCCAGCUCUGAUUGCGGUAGCAUCGUACUGCCGAGAGCGAUUGAAUGUCUAUCUGUUUCAGUAUGCGUUUUCGGUGGCCGUGCAGCAUCGUGAGGAUACGAAAAAUGUUAACUUGCCAUCAAUAUUGGAACUGUUUCCGGAUCAUUUCGUCGAUCCAUCUGUGUUUCCGAAGUUACGUGAAGAGGGAAAGGUGGUUUCGCAAUCGGAUAGGAUUGCAAUUGAUAUACCGAUGAAUUAUACGGCGUCGGACCGGGAGAAUGAGCAGCGGAUGGCUUACUGGCGUGAGGAUAUUGGAGUCAACCUACAUCACUGGCACUGGCACUUGGUGUAUCCGACGUCGGGUCCGGUGGAGAUCAUCAAUAAGGAUCGUCGAGGAGAAUUGUUUUUCUAUAUGCACCAGCAACUUAUUCAUCGGUACAAUGUUGAACGCUUCUGUAAUCGGCUAGGGAAGGCGAAGUCUUUCCAAAACUUCCGAGAACCUAUUGAUGAGGCCUAUUUUUCGAAAAUGGUUAGAAGUGCUGAUAAUAGAGCAUACGCUUCGCGUCCGGAGCGCAGAACGCUGAAGGACAUUGAUCGUCCCGACAUGGAUAUGAAGUUCACAAUUUCCGAAAUGGAACUAUGGCGGGAGAGAAUCUAUACAGCAAUCGAUUCUGGAUUUGUAGUCGAUAAAUCUGGAAAACGAAUUCCGUUGGAUAACAAAACCGGUAUCGACAUUUUGGCAAAUCUACUGGAGGCAUCGGAUUUGACAAUCAACUCAGCACUGUACGGGAACCUGCACAUCGCCGGUCACAUAGCAAUUGCUUUCUGCCAUGAUCCUGACAAUCGUUAUUUGGAACCAUUCAGUAUCAUGGGGGAGCUAUCGACGGUUCAAAGAGAUCCUGCCUUCUAUCUUUGGCAUUCUUUCGUCGAUGAUAUUCUAGUUCGUCAUAAAGAUUCGUUGACUCCUUAUACUGCGGCCGAUCUUACUUUCCCAGGCAUUAGCGUCACAGAUUUAAACGUAAUGUUGAAUCGGGCAAAUGUUGUGCCGAAUAUUCUGCUUACCUAUUGGCAACGGUCGCAAGUUGAUUUGGCUGCCGGAUUGGAUUUUGGUCCUAGAGGAAAUGUGUUUGCUUCGUUCACUCAUCUGCAACAUGCACCGUUCAUGUACAACAUUAAAGUAAAUAACAGCAACAGAAGCCGGUCUCGAGGAACAGUUCGUAUUUUUAUGGCACCGAAAACGGAUGACCGCAAUACGAUUUUGAAGUACGACGAAUGGAGACGUUACGUCAUUGAGCUAGACAAGUUUAUGGUUACUUUGAACCCGGGAGCGAACAACAUCUCUCGACGCUCCAACCAAUCCAGCGUGACGGUGGCCUACAAUCGAACAUUCCGUCAAAUCAAAACCGAAGCUCACCUUCCUAACAAGGACGAUUUGGAGCAAUUCCGCUUCUGUGGAUGUGGCUGGCCAGAACAUAUGCUAUUGCCGAAGGGAACUACGGAGGGCAUGGUGUUUGAUUUAUUUGUUAUGAUAUCCAACUAUUCUGGUGAUAGUAUUGGUCAGGAGUUCGACGAGAACGUAAAUUGUAAUGAUUCUCACUCUUUCUGUGGAUUACGAGAUAAACUUUAUCCGGACGCUCGGUCAAUGGGUUUCCCGUUCGACAGGAAAUCUCCCGCGAUGGUGCAAGCUUUGCAGCAGUACAUGGCUCCCAACUCGAAUAUGCGGGCCACCGAUAUUACGAUCAAGUUUCGAAAUACGGUUAUUGCAAGAACUUGAACGCUCCACCGGUUUUGUUUUGUUUCUCACGAAUAAAAUAUUUUCCAUCAUAGCGGUAUUGUAGUAAAU